Molecule: messenger RNA, 7992 nt
Organism: Symbiodinium natans
Lineage: Eukaryota; Dinophyceae; Suessiales; Symbiodiniaceae
Source: the annotation of a GenBank genome assembly
AUGAAAUGUCCAGGAGACGUCUCGGCUUCCCGCGUUUGCUGGAUGGGCGACUUUACCUGGGCGUUUUGGGUGCAUAAGAUCUUGGCGGCCAUGAUGGGGUGGAAGAGGCGCCUACAAGUGAUCGCGCGGUGCCGCGGCGAAGGCUCGAGGAUUCUGUUGCUUUUCGAUGAAAAGGCCCCGACGCCCCGCCGGUGCCGACCUUCUUUCGUUCUGGAGACCGAGAUCGUGAAGCGCGUUCCACAGAGAGUAUGUCUGAUGGCAGCAAUCAGACCUCCCGCGGCAGCGGAGCCACUCAGCGCGAGUGGAGAGACGAGUCUUGGUGGGGAUGGGGAGACCAAUGGCGCACCGUGUCCUGGGGAUAUGGAAAUGGUGGGCAUGAAUGGUCUCGAGGUGAACUUCGCAGUCAAGACAGGCGCAGGAGCUGGGAAGCUGAAAGCACGGGCACCCCGGCUACCAGUGGAGAACAGACAGAAGCAGGGCAACAUAGAGAAGACCCUUGGGCCGGUGGCCGAGACCCAUGGAGUGCAGACCGCCGAGACGAUUACGGACCGCACCCCGGGCGCGACCAGGGAGUAUUUCCAGGCGGACCCAAGGCAGAUGGUCGAGCUGACAGGGCACGGCAGCACGAUUCUCGCGAUGUUCAGGGUCGUCCCGAGGCGGAUGGUCGAGCUGAACAUGUCCCAGGUACCGAUCCACGAUACCAACCACGGCAUCCGGAGGCAGAUGGUCGAGAUGCACCAGGCCGGCGGCAUGAUGCAGGACUUGCUCCAGGAGAGGGAAGGCUUCACGUCGAUCCAUUUGACAGAGCGCAAGCCACUUUCUCAACGGAACGAGGGCGUUGGCAACCUCCAGGUGAACUUCGCGGAGAAGGAGAUGGUUGGAAUGGCUGGAAGCACUUCGGCAACGGUGGAGGAUUCGGAGGACCUGGGAACAUCGGCGAGAUCAUACCUCAGACAAGUGGAGGCGUGGCGUCGCAUGACGCAACAACCAGUCUCCCAACAGGGACUGGUUCUUUACCAACACCUGUCAGGACGCGCCUGGAUUGCGGCGGAGGAACUGAGUGUGGCGAGGCUUGGGACCUCCGAUGGCGUCGCCUACUUCAUCGCAUGGAUCACCACGAGAUUUCUGGACUUGGAGAUCACCCGCAUCGGAAGGGCCUUCAGCGACUUCUUCAGGCGUUUGAGGAGGAGGCCGGGGCAAUCGGUGCGGGAGUACAACACGGAGUACGACAGGUUGCACGCCAGGCUUCGGGAGGUGGGAUGCAACUUGCCAGAGGACUGCGCCGCUUGGUUGUACAUCGACAGGUUGCAGUUAGAGGAGGCCCAGGAGCUCAACCUCCUCGCGAGCGUCGGCAACCAGUACAACUUGGCGAAGCUCCAGCAGGCGGCGGUCUUACACGACCGAAGCCACCGCAAACCUUGGGAGGCACACAGCAGGAAGCGCACCAACACGGCCCACAUGACCGACUUCGACUCUGGCGAGUACAUGAUGGACGACGAGAUCAACGACGACGCGGACAAGGAAAUGCCCGAAGAGGUUGCGCAGGCAUGGGUUACCUAUCAGUCGGCAAAGGACAAGUACAAGGCGCAACAAAGGGCACGCGGCUUCGCUGGAGACAAAGACAAGUCCGAGAAGGGCAACGAAGAUCGGGAGGCCAAGAUCCGGGCAGUCAAACAACGGAGCUUUUGCGCCGGCUGUGGUCGUCGAGGCCACUGGCACAAAGACAGCGAGUGUCCAUUGAACCGCGGGGGUGGACAAGCCAAAGGCGAAGGAAACACCGGGAAGGGCGACUACAAGGACGUGGCGAUGACGACGGUGCUCCCGGCCGAGAUCUACGCCUUGCGGCACGAGGACCAGCUCUAUGGCGUCGCGGACACGGCGUGCGCUCGGACUGUGGCAGGAACCCAAUGGCUGCAGUGCUAUGCUGACAAAAUGCAGGAGAUGUGCGGAAGAAAACCUCAACUGCACAAGGAGUGUGAGGCCUACCGCUUUGGCACCGGGAAGAUCCACUACUCGUCUUUCUUCGUGGUCGUUGAGUUCGAGCUUGGGAAUAAGGUCGUGCAGCUGAGGACGUCGAUCAUUGCCGGGGACAUCCCACUUUUACUCUCGAGGACAGUGCUUGGCAAGCUCGGGAUGAUCUUCGACGUCGGGGCGGGCACGGCUACGUUCAACGCACUCGGGCUCACCAACUUCUCCAUGCUGACGACGCCGUCAGGGCAUCCUGCCAUUCCCAUUGUACCUGCGUCAGUGGAGGGUGGAACGCCCGCCCUGGCCGUUGAAGACAUUCGACUGCAAUCCAAAGGAGCAUACAUGGAGGUUUGCGCAGUAGCUUGUCCGAGGAGUUUCGAGGCACCACAGUUGUCCGGUGUGUAUUUUCCCAAGAAGCUUGAUCCUGGGGUCAACGACAUGCUUGGCCAAGAUCGUCUUCAUCAGGCCACCGUAGACCACUGGGAUCACACUCAACAUCUUCAACCGACCUUCCCGCUGCUUUGGGUCGGAAGGCGGACGCCUCUAAGCCGUAUGACAAGGACCGAGCUGCUGGAGGAGACGAUGCGUUGCGGGCUCACUGUACACCGGAACUGGGCCUCGGAGGAGCUUCGGGCGAUCAUCAGGGAGUACAGGGAGACACAUGCCGCAGCGGACCCAUCCGAACAGAUGAAGAAGAUCACCAAGAUGACGCUCGACGAGUUGAAAAUGAAGGCGGACGAGCUCCAGGUCCCAGUACCUCCCAAGGCGACGAAGGGCCUCAUCAUGCGCCUGAUCAGGGACAACCUCAACACUCCGGCGAACGAGCUCAUCAGUUUCGGGAGGUGGAGGGGGUACGAAUACCGCGAAGUCCCGGACGACUACGGUCGUUGGGCAGCCUCCGAGGUGAAGCAGUCGCCCAAUGCACACCCGGACCUGGUCCGUUACGCUCGCUGGUGGGAGGGGCAGCAGGAGGCAGCCGAGGUCGGGGACAUGAUGGCAGCGAUCGACCGGAAGUCAAUCACAUCGAGCCCGCCAUACCCAAGCAGUCACCGCACAUGGCCCAAGAUGGAGACGACGCCAGCCCUGUCCACGUCAUCGAGGAGCAAUGCUUCCUGGGAAAGUGUCCAAGCGCCAGCGACGCCUCCCAGGACACGAGCCAAGAUGCAGCCAUCGUCGUCGACAUCGGGAAGAAACGAGACGAGGACCUCCCCUUCCACCACUACCAAGCGCAAGGAGACCAACAUCGACAAGGAGACGCAGGGCAUGGAUGCCGAGACGGAUCCCCGAGUCCUGGAGGAGAUCACGGAGUUGGAGACGAAGCUCGCCCUCCUCAAAGAAGGCGAGUACAUCACGGAAGAGGAGUACGUGCGUGCCUACCGGAACCAACAGGAGUGCUACAUCACCGACGGGCCACAGGACGCACGUCAGAAAGAAGUUAAAGGGGAGGAGGAGAGCGACGAAAGCGAGGAAACCAUUGAGCCCGACUCCAUCCGCGAAGCAUUCAUGGCGGCCAUCGACUGGAAGGACUUCUCCUUUUCCACGUGUCUUGGGCUGUUGGACGGCGCAGGACUCCCCGAGGAAGCCUUCCGACCUCGCGCUAUGCUUCAAAAUGACGGUGAACUUUGUGGGCAAGCCUACGCCACCUUCGGCAUGUUCACCCACGGCGGGAUCCACGGGGUCACGGCGGCCACCCGCAAGUAUGCUGACUUGGUGAGGUAUCUCAACGACUUCGGCGCUCAUCACCUUGGACGCGAAGCCACUUGGACCGCCAUAUCAGUCUCCCGAAAUGUCGCGGCCGGUGUCCACAGAGACAGCAACAAUGAAAGGGGGUCGCGGAACUAUUGCAUUUCCCUGGGGCAGCAAGCCGGGGGCGGAAUAUGGGUGGAAGAAGAUCGUCUCAGUGAACAACAGGUCGCCAAUUCCCACGUCGUCUGGAAGAAGGACAAGGUCGGAGCGUGGGUCCCUGGGAAGGUGAGGAAGUCGAAAGAGGAGUUCGUGAUCUUUGACCCGUUCCUUCGCCACGCCACUGAGAGCUGGGAUGGAGACAGAUGGGGCCUAUUCUUCCACACACCAAGGGGAGGAGAGAAGGUCGCUCCGGAAUUGAAGAAGCUUCUCCGCAAUUGCAGGUUCCCGAUUCCCAAGAAAGGGGCAGGGGGCACCCGGAUGAGGACUAUGCCAACCAAGACGGAGCGCAACAAGAUGUUCAACGCAGCCGGGAAGGUGAGCGUGCUGAUGACUAUGUUGAUGACGGCUUCAAUGUCUUUGGCCGCAGAGGCCGUUGGGAGCCCCGUUGAACACGAUCCUAUCGUUAUGAUGGAGAUCGGUGGGGUCGAGGGGACGAUCGAGGCAACGGAUCUCGGGAAGGCGGUCAUCGAACCUAUGAUGUGGGAGGACAUGCUCAACCCCGACCAACAGGAGACGGCAUCACACUUCGUCGCCGGUGUUUCGCCUCGCGAACUUCGAAUACACGUCGACGGCAUGCCAGAGAGGUUGGUGGAGAAUGUCGGCGAGCUCAUCCGGGCCCAGAUAGAUGGAGGAGGAGACGUCGUGCUUCGCGGAGGAUGUCCUCGUGAGUGGACUGAGAAGUUCAAGAUGUAUGAGCGCUACCGGGAUGAUGAGAACGGCGACCUUUGGAUCGUCCUCAGCAAGCCAAAGGAAAAGGGGAAAGUGAUGUAUGGUGGGGGACGUCCACAUGAAGUGUGUGCCGUCGAAGCCGGAGAACGAGGACCAGAGGCACCACGAAUGGAUGGGAGCGGAAUCACUUUUGAUGAGGGCGUGCCUGGACACGUUCAAGCUUCGCUACGCCGCAUGCAUCAAAACCUUGGACAUCCCCGAGUACAAGACAUGGUGAGACAUUUGCGACUUGCCGGGUGCGAAGGUCACAUCUUGAAAGCCGCCAAGGGCAUGAAAUGCAGUACUUGUGACGCCACCAGAUCGCCACAGGUCGCACGUGGCACCACUCUUCCCCGACUACUAGAUUUCAACUCUUGUGUUGGAGUGGACAUCUUCUACGUGCAUGACACGGACGACGUCAAGCAUGCCAUGCUGUCCAUGGUAGAUUGGGCCACAACGUACCAUGUGGUGGCAAGGCUUGGGAGAGAAACCGGCGAGGACGUGGAGAAGGCAUUCAACACGCAUUGGUUGAGCACCUUCGGACCACCUUCGACGGUCUCGCUGGACCUGGACGGAAAAGUGCAGGCAGGACUUGGACGGCUAUGUGACUGGCACUCCAUCAAGAUCAAGGACGUGGCGGCGCAAGGGCAUUGGCAAGCCGGGGUUACAGAGAGACAAGGGGGGUGGUUCAAAGGAAUAUGGGACCGGGUCGUCCAUGAGAUGAGCAUCAGUGGAGAGGAGGUGGAGUUAGCCGUGAAUUUGGUCACGGCAGCAAAAAACGAUCUCCGCAGACGAUGUGGGCACAGCCCAACCCAGUGGGUGUUCGGAAGAUCACCUCGUUUGCCGGCCGGCCUCAACGACAUUGACGGGGGAGAGGACAUCACUUGGGACCUGACGCAGGACUCGAAGCAUCAGAGGGUGACUGCAAUUCGCGCAAGCGCGCGCAUCGCAUAUCAUCGUGCCCAAGGAGACGAUCGCUUGAGGAAAUCAUUGAUGCAAAGGGCCAGGACUACGAGGGCGGUGUACGACAUCAGCGACCCCGUGCAUUACUGGCAUCAACCAAAAGAUCGCAGGAGGGCACGUUGGGUUGGGCCCGCCGUUGUGGUUGGCAAACAAGGACAGAGCUACUGGGUGUCGAGGAACGGACGGUGCCGCUUGACAGCACCAGAACAUUUGAGGACGUCCGGGCCGGAGGAGCUCGGGGAGUACCUUGCCAUGAAAGGGGUGAGGCACGAAGUUGAGAAGCUGUUGGGGGAAGACAUCGACGACCCCGACGUGUACGACGACUACGACAUGAUGAGCCACCAUGGGGAUGAAGGGUUGGAAGAGAACGUGUCGGACUACGUGCCCUCGUUGCCUGGUGAGGGCGACCCAAUCGAGUUUGGAUCACAUGGAGAAGAUCAAGCCAUGGAAGAAGAAGAAGAUGCUCCGGAGGUGAGACCUAUGCGAAGACUGAAGAGGAAGACGAAUCCUAGUCUCCUUGAAGGGCCCCACGAAGCCAUGAUCACUCGCAAAGAACUCACCCGCAGAGGACAUGCCAAACGUCAAGAGAAAGAGUUGAGGUGGGCCGAGAUACCUGAGUUCGCUCGGGAAAAGUUCAAAGCAGCCGAGAAGGUUCAGUGGGACGAGCAUCUGUCUUUUGAUGCGCUGGAACCCUUGGACACGAAGGCCACGCAGCAGGUGCUCGACUCCGUAGACCACAGCCGCAUUUUGCGGUGCAGAUGGGCCUACAAGGACAAGAACUGGGCCGCGCGUCAGUGCGGCGAAAACCCGGAGUGGAAGUGUAAGAGUCGACUUGUCAUCGGAGGGCACCUUGACCCAGAUCUUGGAGUGGAGGACCUCACCACAGACGCCCCUACAAUCUCGAGGCCCGGAUUUAUGUGCAUGAUGCAGUUGCUCGCAAACGGAUUGGCCUGCAGCGAGAAGUGGAGCGUUGCAGCGGGAGACAUCAGAUGUGCCUUCCUCACCGGCGGGUAUUUGAGCAGGGAUGAACCCCUAUAUCUACAUCAGCCCACAACCGGCUUCCCGGGGAUGUUGCCGGGCCAGAUCGUGCGCAUAAAGAAGAACAUAUUCGGCCUUGCUACCUCCCCACACGAAUGGUGGCAAGAUUUACAAGGCGGGAUGAAGUUUGCGGAGCUCCACAUCGAGGGCGCCACCUACAAGUUCGACCAGUGCCCUUUGGACCCUUGUGUUUUCAUGCUGAGACGUUGGCAAGAAGGGAAGUUCUCCGGGAAACCAAUAGCGUACGUCGGCAGCCACGUGGACGAUCUUCUCGUCAUCGGGCCCAAGAAGGUGAACAAGGAGAUCCAACGCGUCCUAUCUGAAGUCUUCCCAGUAGACGAGUGGAUUGAAGAUCUUCUCACGUACCUUGGUUCGGAGAUCUGUUGCGAGGAGGACCGCGUCAAGGUGACCCAGAAGCGCUACACGGAGAACCGCCUGUUCACAGUCGACCUGCAGAAGGGGAUCCCCGACGACGCGCCUGCGGAUGCAGAAGUACUCGCAGACAACAGGAGCUUGAUCGGGGCACUGUCGUGGUUGUCAGCACAGACCAGGCCAGACUUGACGUGCAGCGUGAGUCUCGCGCAACAAACCCAAAAGGGUCCCUCUUUCGGCGACGUGAAGUUCACCAACGGCAUAGCUGGGAAAGCCAUGAAACACAAAGAGCGCGGAUUGUGCUUCAAACCCGUCCCAUACGCCAACAUGAUGAUUCUGGUCUACCACGACGCGGCAUGGGCCAACGCCUUCGAGGGAGACUACGACGAGCCGGGGUUCGAGUUGACCGAGGAGGACAAGGCAAACGGGCUGCAGCACGAAGGGCCCGCUUCGCUGGCAUCGAGGAAGGCAAAGAAAGCCAAUUCGCGAGUGGCCUCACAGCUAGGGAAUCUGGUGCUCUUCGCGGAGAAGGACUGCGUGCAGGGCAAGCCUGGCAACGUGAGCAUCGCGGACUGGAGAUCUCAAGCUGGACAACGAGUUUGCCGGAGCACUUUCGGCGCAGAGACGCAGGCCAGCGUGGAGGGCAUUGAGAACGGGCAGUACAUGAGGUCCUUUAUCGAGACUCUCGUCAACGGCACGCUCGUGAAGGUCGAACAAUGUACUCGGCACUUGCUGUGUCUGAGUGACUGCAGGUCGUUGUACGACCACAUCCACAAGGAGGGCAUCCCGCGUACCCCGAGUGACCGUCGAUUGGCCAUAGACUUGGCCGCCCUGCGGCAAACGUUGAGAGCAGAGAGGUGGGGGAGCAAGCUCCCACUAGGAUGGGUGCCGAGCGUCUACCAGCUUGGUGACAUCUUGACCAAGCCCCAAGAUGCAGACGGGUGGUGGGAGAAGAUCGACGGCAAGCUCAGCAUCAGCGUGAGAGGGGUGGUAGCCAAUGUAAAAGGAGAAGAAGAUAAGACCAGUGUGAAGCACUGA